UUCAUCUUAAACUCUGCCAUUUAAUUUCCAGAAUGCAAGACCAGAUCUAAUUGGUAAUUACUCGGUACUGUGUGAGGACGGCACCACCAACCCGUUGACGAUGUCUCUGGACCUGGGGGGAAAUCUCAUAGUGGAAACUUCUCCCUGCUCUCUAGUAAGGCAACCAUGGAGAACUAUCGUAGCCAACACCGCUACAGCUGAAGGUCUCUCGUCGAGUCUUCAAAACUGGUGGCCUAGCGGUUCGAACCCUGGCGGCAACACUUGGCAGGCCAACCUGUACUCGGCUCUAGCCGGCGUUAACACCGGGGUUGUAUUUGAGAGUACAUUAUUGUCACCGUUAAAUUAUACCAGAGCCAUCCGGCCGAUACCGGAGAUAGACGCGACCAGUUCGUGCGUGCCGGCCCGCCGCUGGUGCACCGUGUCCGCCGCGGAGCAGGACAAGUGCACUUGGCUGCGCGCCGCCGCGCACUCGCUGGGCGUGCGGCCCGCGGUCGCGUGCCAGCAGCGGGCCGCGGUCUUCGAAUGCCUGCGAGACAUCAGGGACGACAGGGCUGACUUCUUCUCGGUCGACACGCACUUCGGUUAUCUGGCUAGGGCUCACUUCCGCCUGACGCCUGUAAAGUUAGUUCAGAACCCUAGCGCGUCCUCAUCACGAGUAGCCGUUUUGGUUAAAGAAUCAGCCACCAAUGAAAUAUCGCGGUUCGAGAAUCUUCGCGACAAAGUUGCCUGCUUCCCGGAGUUUGGUGGACUUGCGUACGUGGCAUUCGUACGCGCGGCCCACGAACGCGGCGUGAUCAGUUCCCAGCAGUGCGACUACGCGCGCGCCGUCGGGGAGUUCUUCAACAGCUCAUGCGCACCCGGCGCACUGGACGCCUCGCACAUCAUAUACAACACCUCCACAUUUGACGCAACAACGUUAUGUACCGCGUGUCGCCAGAGUACUCCAGUCGCCGCCAACGCUUCUGAUUGUAAGUAAUUAAGUAUUAUUACAUUAGACGAGACAAAUGCUAG
Messenger RNA from Diatraea saccharalis (sugarcane borer), 1011 nucleotides. The record is from the annotation of a GenBank genome assembly. NCBI's taxonomy places the organism in Eukaryota, Metazoa, Arthropoda, Insecta, Lepidoptera, Crambidae.